Messenger RNA from Athalia rosae (coleseed sawfly), 2286 nucleotides. RefSeq lists its product as uncharacterized. The transcript is spliced from 3 exons. Bases 1 to 2286 code for a protein of 761 amino acids. Gene Ontology annotation, molecular function: nucleic acid binding; zinc ion binding; aspartic-type endopeptidase activity. Lineage: Eukaryota; Metazoa; Arthropoda; Insecta; Hymenoptera; Athaliidae. The record is from RefSeq and is a predicted model, not a curated record. Gene Ontology annotation, biological process: proteolysis.
AUGUCGGUAACAAACGAACCAAUGGAAACCUCUCAGAUGGGGACCACUAGUCUUCCUAGACCGAAUAAUUCAAAUACCUUAGCAAAUAAUAGUGAUGCCAGUACGCUAGGAUUGAAUACCUCAAAAUUAGAUCUUAAAGAUUAUAUUGAAGUAAUAGUUGAUUUCGAUGGUUCAGAUGGUCGUAAAGUUCAACGAUUUGUACAAUAUUGCGAAACUAUAAAACCACUAAUUCCUGCAUACGGAGAUGGAUUUUUGGCACGUAUGCUGAUGACUGAAUAUCAGUUAAUCUCAGAAUUCGAUAGUAUCAAAAUCAGACCUGGAGAAAAACUCAUAAAUUUCAACUUCAGAAUUGGUCAACACAUGACAAACACUCUUAGGGAAAUCGAAUGUACAGGCAGUGAAACGGCAGAUGCGGAAAAAUUAAUGACAGCCCGCAAAGCCGUAAAAGCCUUUAUUCGCGGAGUUCCAGUGGAUAUCGCCAUGGUACUUAUAGACAGAGGAUUCAAAAAUUUGAAAGAAGUAGGAGAGGAAGCGGUUAAAUUGCAAGCUGAAAGAAAAGAAUUCCCUCAAUUUAGAAAAUUCUGUAAUGACUUAAUGUCUGCAGAUCAAAAGGAUUGCUUCGCUAUCCAAAAUUCGGACAAAAAUCAAUUUAAUAACUCAAAUCAACAUAAUAAUCAAAUUCGCAAUAAAAAUACAUAUUCAGGAAUAGCUGACCAAAAACGUGUAGGAAAAUUCUGUAACUACUGUAAAAAGAACAAUCAUUCAAUUGCGGAAUGCCGAGCACGACCGGAUCCUAAUGGACAACAAACAAAUUACAGACAAAAUAAUCUUCACUCGAACUUAACGUGUAAUUAUUGCAAAAAACCAGGACACAUAAUUCGCGACUGUCGUAAACGGAAAUAUAAUAAUGCCAAACGCGAAAUUGAAAAUGUCACCCGAGAAAAUACCCAAACGCAAAAGCAGACGGAAAACCAGAUACCUUUUCCUCGUUCAGGCGUAGCGGAGGAAAAAGAACAAACUAAAUUACUAGUAGACAGCGGAUCACAAUUGAACUUAAUUAAAAUCAGCGAAAUCAAAGACGAAACCGCGGUCGAUGAAUCAAUCAAAUAUGAACUUAACGGAAUAUCAAAGAACGAUAAACCAACGACACUUGGACAAAUAACUUUGAGAAUGAAUAAUACAAUUGGACAAUUUCACGUAAUCCCAGACGACUUUCCCAUAGAACAUGCAGGUAUCUUAGGCUCGCAAUUUAUGUAUAAUAACGGUGGAAACACCGAUUACCUUACGAGGCAUGUAACAUUUAACGGUGAAAAGAUAGCUUUUUCAGACAAAGAGAGCAUCAUGCUACUAGAAAAAGGUUAUGUACCACAUUUGGACAUGCGUAAAGACAUCCUAGCUGGGGCAGCCUUAGUCACUAAUAAUAAUGGCAUAGCGUAUUUAUAUGCAAUAAAUACAUCGGAUAAUGAUAUUAAGAUAGAAGUGCCCGUAGUUCCUCUGUAUCCUUUCGAUACGAGUGUAGACGAGGACGAUAAUCCAAAUGAUACAAAAACGGCAGAACACAAAAUAGGUAUCCGUGCGCAAGGAAACCGUGUUAGUGACGUUACAAAUCUUUUGAGAUUAGACCAUCUCAAUUCAGAAGAGCGUAGAGCAGUAGACACUCUAAUAGAAGAAUACUCUGACCUCUUUCAUAUCGCAGGCGAACCCUUAAAAGCUACAGAUACCUCGACGCAUAAAAUUUUAACAUCUGACAAUAUACCCGUAAACACGAGACAAUACAGACACCCACCUUUUCAGAAAGAAGAAAUAGAAAAGCAAAUGACAAACUUGUUAGAAAUGAAUAUCAUAGAAACUUCGUGCUCACCUUAUAACUCACCUCUUCGGAUAGUACCCAAAAAGGAAGAUUCGCAAGGCAAUAAAAGAUGGCGACUAGUUAUCGAUUAUCGCAAAUUAAACGAUAAGACAAUCGGAGACGCAUAUCCCUUACCCUUAAUUACAGAUAUCUUAGAUCAGCUUGGUGGAGCUAAAUAUUUUUCAAUAUUCGAUUUAGCCUCGGGAUUCCACCAAAUUAAAAUGCACCCGGAGGAUAAGCAUGAAACAGCUUUUACGACACCACAUGGGCACUAUGAAUUCAAUAGAAUGCCUUUUGGAUUAAAAAAUGCACCCGCAACUUUUCAACGACUAAUGGACGUAGUUUUACGAGGACUACAGGGAAACGAAUUCCGAAUCUAUUACGAAAACACAGAAAAAUAUAAAAGAAUUUUUGGGAUUAGCCGGAUAUUAUCGUAG